AUGACCCGUUGGCUCGCCUCACCACUCUUAUUCGCCGCCGCCGGUCUGGGAUGGCUCGCCUCCCCCGUCCACGCGCUACCGGCCCACCAUCACGGUUCUACUAAUAGUCCCCCAGUCGUCAAAGUCAAGAAUGGCACGUACGCCGGUAUCCAUUCGGCCGAGUACAACCAGGACUUCUUCCUGGGCAUGCCCUACGCGCAGAAAGCGCCGCGGUUCACUGUCUCGCAGCACCUGAACUCGUCCUGGGAAGGGAUCCGGAACGCCACCGCUUAUCCGCCGCACUGCGUCGGCUACGGCAGUGACAACGUCGGGUAUCCGAUGUCGGAGGACUGUCUGUACCUCAACGUCAUCCGGCCGGCCGGCAUUGACGAGACGGCCAAGCUGCCGGUUGUAGUAUGGAUCCAUGGCGGUGGUUUGUUCAUGGGCGGCUCCGCAGACCGACGAUACAACCUCUCCUUCAUCGUGCAAAACAGCGUCGCCCAAGGCACCCCGCUGAUCGGCGUCAGCCUCAACUACCGCCUCUCGGCCUUCGGCUUCCCCAUGGGCCAGCUGGCACUAGACGCAGGCAUCACCAACCUCGGCUUCAAAGACCAGCGCCUGGCCCUGCGGUGGGUGCACGAGAACAUCGGCGCCUUCGGCGGCUCCCCAAACAAGGUGACGCUCUGGGGCGAGAGCUCGGGCGCCGAGAGCGUCAGCGCGCAGACGCUGGCCUACGGCGGCCGCGACAACGGUGGCCUUUUCCGGGCCGUCAUCGCCCAGUCCGGCUACGGCGGCUUCAUCGGCGGCCGCUUCCCGGGCGGGCUGAACGCCACGGACCGCAUGCAGCAUGUCUACGACACGCUCGUGCGCAACACCACCACCUGCCGCAACACGGUCGGCACGAGGGAGUCGCUCGACUGCCUGCGCGCGCUGCCGCUGGAGGAUCUGCACCGCGCGCUGAACGGCACGGCCGCGAACCCGUGGGGCCCCGUGCUCGAUGGCGAUUUUGUUGCCGACUACCCUUCCAGGCAGCUGCGCGAGGGGCGGUUCCCGCCCGUGGCGGUGCUGAUUGGGUGUAACUCGGACGAGGGGUCGUCGUUUGGGACGGGGUAUGGUCCCGGGGGGCGGGGGGUCGACACGGACGAGGAGAUGAGAAGGGGAAUUGUUGACGCGAUCGUGGGACUGGACGUCGUGCACGGCAAAUCGUCGUCGUCGUCGCGAGAGGAGCAAGUGGCUGAUGAGUUGAUGUACUUGUACCCGGACAUCCAGGCGGUUGGCGUUCCUGGGUUGGAUAAAUGGCCUGUUAUCCAAGCGGGGGACGCUGUUGCUGAGGCUAUGGGAUUGCAGUACCGCCGUACUGCGGCGCUCUUUGGAGACUUCAAGAUGCAGCACGCCCGCCGGCGCGCGAACCUCGCCUUCGCAGCGCAGGGCCUCCCCUCGUGGAGCUACCGCUUCGACGUGGUCCUGCCGGGCCUGCCGGGCUUCAUCGGGGCCACCCACUUCCAGGAGGUCGCCUUCGUGUUCGACAACGUGCGCGGCGACGGCUACGAGGAGAAUCCCUUUGCCAACAACACCGAGGCGCUGACCGCCCUGGCCAAGACCAUGUCGACGGCGUGGGUUAACUUCGUUACCGGCCUGGAUCCGAACGGGCCGAACGGCCUGCGAGGAGUGGAUGCUUGGCCGGUGUAUAAUACCAGCGCGGGCGGCGGAGUGGGCCAGAAUAUGGUGUGGUCUGACAAGGGCAGCUAUGUCGAGAUGGAUAGCUGGCGGGCGGAGGGGAUUAACUACUUUAUUGAGAAUAGUUUGGCGGUGUUUGGUUUGUAG
Molecule: messenger RNA, 1803 nt
Organism: Chaetomium strumarium
Lineage: Eukaryota; Fungi; Ascomycota; Sordariomycetes; Sordariales; Chaetomiaceae
Product: Alpha/Beta hydrolase protein
Exons: 3
Coding region: 1-1803 (600 amino acids)
Source: RefSeq, a predicted model, not a curated record